Molecule: messenger RNA, 1125 nt
Organism: Penicillium digitatum Pd1
Lineage: Eukaryota; Fungi; Ascomycota; Eurotiomycetes; Eurotiales; Aspergillaceae
Source: RefSeq, a predicted model, not a curated record
AUGGCAUUGAUAGCUCUUUACCACGAUGGCCUCGUGGUCCAACCGUGGAUGACUUUUGUCGCAUAUCAGAUUCUCAAUAUCCUGACUGCGGGAAUCGUCAUGUUUGGGAAUCGGUUUAUUCCAGCAAUCAACAAGUUUUCAUUGGUAUACCUGCAAUUGGCCUGGUUUAUUACCAUGGUUGUUGUGGCAGCCAAAGCACCACUUCAUAAUGACAGCAAAUUUGUGUUCCGUACCUGGAUCAACGAAACCGGCUGGGACAACAAUGUCAUCUGCUUUAUCACUGGAUUGGUCAACCCUCUUUACUCACUUGGAGGUCUCGAUGGAAUCUCGCACAUCACAGAAGAAAUGCCGAAUCCCGGAAGGAAUGCUCCUUUGGGUCUAGCUAUAACCCUAUCUAUUGCAUUCGUGACUGGAUUAUCAUAUAUGCUCAGCCUCAUGUUUUCAGUUCAAAACUAUGGCAGUUUGGCUGACACGCACACUGGACUUCCUCUUGCCGAACUCUUUUGGCAGGCAACCUCUACACGAGGUGGAGCAUUUGGGCUGGUGUUCAUGGUGUGGAUUGCUCUUGGACCCUGUGUCAUCGGUACCGGGCGAGUGUUCUGGGCCUUUGCCCGCGAUGAGGGCCUGCCGCUGUCGAGCAUUUGGGCCCGUGUCAACCCUAAGCUGGGCUCGCCGUUUAAUGCGCAGCUCUGCGUUACCAUGAUUGCCGCCCUCCUUGGCUGUAUCUAUUUGGGCUCGACGACGGCGUUUAAUUCAAUGAUGAGCUCUGCGGUAACUAUCAACAAUCUCGCCUACCUUGUGCCCAUCCUGACAAAUGUUAUCCUAUUCCGUCGAACCAUGCGCCGUGGUCCAUUCUUCAUGGGCCAGACGCUAGGAAUGACUGUGAACAUCAUCUCUGUGGCUUGGCUGGUGUUUGCCAUUGUCUUUUUCUCGUUCCCGUAUCAGAUGCCUGUGACUGAAGCAUCCAACAUGAACUAUACCUGUGUUGUUGUAGGUGGAUUCUUGAUAAUUGAGCUUGUUUGGUGGCUCGUUGCUGGAGCGAGGUAUUCUGCGACUGUACAGAGAGCCAGAGAGGAAGAGACCAGUGAGACAGUAGUCGUCGGAGACGGAAAAUCCAGUGAAUAA